AAACUGGGAAAAGAUAAUACAAAGGUCAACUGUAGAGAACAAUUUGUAAUCUAACGUUUUUAGAUGGGUAAUUCCAGUCAAAUGCCAGUUAUCUGUGGUUGUAACUAAUAAGUUUGCCUUUGUCUCUACUUUUGCAAGUGACUAAGUGGUAUUUGGUUUUCUCCUUGUCUUUGGCUCAUAAUGACUGACUGCAAAGUAACCAAAUUCCUUUUCUGUAGUAAUUAUGAUAUAUCUUUUAUGAUUGUUAUCAAUCUAUUGCUCAUAACCACUAAAUUCCUGUUUCCACACUGAAACAAAAGAAGUUUUAUUUGUGAUAUAUAAAAAUUAAGGAGCAUGUCUAUGAAUAGUCAUUGGGUGUGUAUUAGUUCAAUUGCUACACUGAAAAGGCAUCCAAUAUUUCAUAACUUCAGGAAAAGUAACUCAAUAAUUGUAUAUUUUAUGUAUAUUUUACAAUACACAGACAUCUAUGGUUUUGUUUAUAUUCUUUCCAAAAUGAGCUCGAGUGGAGUCUAAAAUCUUUUCCCUGUGGCUUUGAACGCAUCGUAGUAUUAUCCCUGACGUCACGUAAUGUUUGGCGCUGACUUUCGUGCAGCUGGUCUCCGGUCAGUUUUACAGGCUUAAUCAGGCCAUUAGACCAACGGUGCUAACAGAAUACAAACUGACGUCAGAUCCGUGAACGGAAACGGAAACUGGAGUAGCACUUACGUCGCUUGGCGCGUUUGUCCAAGCUGUUGGCGCCACUGACACAAUUCAUAGAGUGCUGUAGCUGGAAGGAGCUAGUUGAAUAUUUCAGUAAACUUUUCCUUUUGGCACUGAAUAAUCUUUUCACAGACAUGACGAAGCUCUCAGAGGGUGCGAUAGAGUCUCUUUCAAAUGGCACCGGUGGCAACGACGCAGUGCUUCAGUUGGUGAACAUUCGCAAGAUUGAUGGGGGAAACGGCCCGGCUCGCUUUCGGGUGAUGAUGAGUGAUGGACGCCACACUCUGUCCUCCUUCAUGCUUUCCACUCAGCUGAACUGCCUGGCAGAGGAGAACAGACUGGCCCCCAACUGCAUCUGUGUUCUGAAGAGGCAUGUGACCAACAUACUGAAGGAUGGACGUCGGGUGGUAAUCAUUUUGGAAAUUGAUGUCAUCAAGCCUGCUGAAGAAGUUGCUGGGAAAAUAGGCGACCCUACUGCUUACACUGAGGGUCACACUAAAGGCCCGCAGUCAGCUCCAAACCCCGAAAGCCGCCCUCCAUUGCACCCGCAGAAUAGAAAUGAAGUGAACAGAGGUUUCAGUAGAGACUUUGGAAAGAAGCCCCCAUCUGCUAUCCCCAGUACUCCAGGGGGAAGCGCCAAAGUUGUGCCCAUUGCCAGCCUCAACCCCUACCAGUCCAAGUGGACCAUCCGUGCUCGUGUAACCAACAAGAGCACCAUCCGUACAUGGAGCAACUCUCGUGGUGAUGGCAAACUCUUCUCCAUGGAGAUUGUGGAUGAGAGUGGAGAGAUACGAGUGACUGGCUUCAACCAAGAGGUGGACAAGUUCUACAGCCUAAUUGAGGUUGGCAAGGUCUACUACAUCUCCAAAUGCUCCCUGAAGAUCGCCAACAAACAGUACACAUCAGUGAAGAAUGACUAUGAGAUGACGCUCAAUGGAGAGUCCUCAGUCAUCCCCUGUGAAGACAGCAGUGAUGUUCCCAUGGUGCAGUGCGACUUCAUCUCUAUUGGUGACCUGGAGAACAGAGACAAAGAUGCUGUCGUUGAUGUGAUUGGAGUUUGCAAGAGCGUUGAAGAGGUGACCCGCCUCACAACAAAGACCAACAGAGAAGUGUCAAAGAGGACACUCAACCUGAUGGACAUGUCUGGGAAGGUGGUGACUGUCACGCUGUGGGGAGAGGAAGCAGAAAAGUUUGAUGGCUCUGGACAGCCCAUUGUAGCCAUUAAGGGGGCGAAGCUUUCAGACUUUGGAGGCCGGUCGCUCUCUGCAUCCUUCAGCAGCACCCUGAUGAUCAACCCAGACAUCCCUGAGGCAUAUAAGCUCAGAGGCUGGUAUGACAAGGAGGGCCAUGCCAUGGAUGGACAGUCUCUGACAGAGUUGAAAGGUGGCAGUGGGGGAGGAAACACCAACUGGAAGGCUCUAUCUGACGUUAAGACCGAGCACCUGGGACAUGGAGACAAGGCUGACUACUACACCUGCAUUGCUACCAUUGUGUACCUGCGCAAGGAAAACUGCCUUUACCAGGCCUGCCCGAGCCAAGACUGCAACAAGAAAGUGGUAGACCAACAGAACGGCAUGUUUCGCUGUGAAAAGUGUGACAAAGAGUUCCCGAACUUCAAGUACCGCCUCAUCCUGUCUGCCAACAUUGCAGAUCACGGAGACAACCAGUGGGUGACUUGCUUCCAGGAGAGUGCAGAGGCCAUCUUGGGCCAGAAUGCAGCUUACCUGGGGCAGCUCAAGGACUCGAAUGAAACUGCCUUCGAUGAGAUCUUCCAACAAGCCAAUUUCAACACGUUUGUCUUCCGGAACAGAGUGAAGCUAGAAACGUAUAAUGAUGAAUCCAGGAUCAAGGCAACAGUGAUGGAUGUGAAGUCUGUUGACCACAAGGAUUACAGCAAGAGGUUGAUCAUGAACAUAAGGAAACUGGCUGCCCAGUAGGAACCUGCAAUCUAUGCCAAGUCUUCUGGUUUUGCUUUCUUUUUCAGGCUUUCCUUUGUUUCUGUACUGUACAGCCAAUAAAAAGCUCUAAGUGUAUUACAGAUUUUUGCUUAUAAAGUAUCUGUGUUAAGUCAUUGUUUUACCUCCCUUGUAAAUGACUGAUCCUCAAAGGUACUAGUGGAGUACUAAUGGAGUGAAUGUUCACCUUUCUUUUGUGAAAUAAUGAUUGGUGGCCUGGUUCUGGAAGCUGUCUUUUCUGGUGAACAUAUUAGACAAGGAUUUUUUUUCUUUCUUUCUAUGUGGCAAAGCAGAGCAGAGUGGGUCAGUAAGCCACAAAAUAAAUGAUCACUGUCUGUCUUAAGUCAGUCAGUUGUUCCUGCAUAUACUGUGGUCAUGUGGGAGUGGUGCUUGCUUUCAGCAGACGACCAGCACAGUAGCUAGCCCUCUUUUCACCCUCUGACGUGCACUGAAAAUGGCUCAGCUGGACCUGCACAUCCCUGAUAAGACGGUUUACUCUCCCACUCUUUUUUGCUCUGUCUCUCACAUACUUGCAAACAUAAGCACAUAUACACAUGCACAGUGCAAACCAAAGGGGAAAUGUACUGUGUUAUAUUUAAGUAGAUAGAAGGUGUAUUUUCAAUGCCUGUAACUGUUUUGUGAAUUCUGUAGUUAUUUUUUUCAUGAAGAUUAAUUGUGAGAAUAAAGGUGUUUGUAGCCAA
This is a messenger RNA of Seriola dumerili (greater amberjack), 3355 nucleotides long. It is a transcript of the gene rpa1, whose product is annotated as replication protein A1. Lineage: Eukaryota; Metazoa; Chordata; Actinopteri; Carangiformes; Carangidae. Gene Ontology annotation, molecular function: single-stranded telomeric DNA binding; damaged DNA binding. Gene Ontology annotation, biological process: DNA replication; nucleotide-excision repair; meiotic cell cycle. The coding region runs from base 834 to 2636 and encodes 600 amino acids. The record is from RefSeq and is a predicted model, not a curated record. The transcript is spliced from 17 exons. Gene Ontology annotation, cellular component: nucleus; DNA replication factor A complex.